Suillus clintonianus is the source of this 1497-nucleotide messenger RNA. RefSeq lists its product as uncharacterized. Bases 173 to 1420 code for a protein of 415 amino acids. NCBI's taxonomy places the organism in Eukaryota, Fungi, Basidiomycota, Agaricomycetes, Boletales, Suillaceae. The transcript has a single exon. The record is from RefSeq and is a predicted model, not a curated record.
UCAGAGACUUGUUGCGGUUGCAAUUUGCACCUGCUUUGUCACACCACCGUCAACUUGGAAACGGUCUGUCCCCAAUUUGACCCUCAGCCAAAGGCCCAAAGGCAUCAUUCACUCCUUUAUACUGUAUCUAUAGUCUAUAAGUGUCUGGGCGUGUGCGGGGGCUCAAAGGCCGAUGAACCCUCUCCGAGAUAUCUCACAUCCUCAGUCUCCCGUCCCGAACCAAUCAAACCUCACGUCGGGUUCUAACCCACUCAAUGCUCCUUCUGUUGUCCCAGUAGACAACUCCGUCAGCAUCGCUCACCGACAGGAGACUCAGGACAAUCUGAGACAAGCAUCCGUUGCUCUAGAUGCUGCAUAUGAGCGUGUCGCACAACUCAGACACAACAUCAACAAUCUGCUCAACCGGAUGCCACCGGGAUUCGCAGAAGGACGCUCGCCCGCCCGCGGCCGGACCCCAGAGUCCAGUAUCGCACCCCAGCAUGCUGCCUUGGUCCUUACCGGGUCCGAUGCUCCAGAGUCUGACCAGGACUUCAAUAGACGCGUUCAGAGGUUGAGAACUAUUAUCAAUCCCUCUGCCAGGCAGCGCCUGGAAGAUUUCGAAAAUAUGGCAAGACGGAGGAGAGGCUCCACGUCAGAGCGUGCAUCAGAUGUGUCACGCAAUAUAUCCCAGUGGUGGGAUGCACCUGCCGAUGUACCCUCUCGAAUGCUCCCGCCUCGCGCCCGUUCCCCUCCGAUGCCAGACCUAAUUCUUCCUGCAAACAACAGAGCCCGUCUUUCAAACAGUCUGGAAGAACGUUCUGCUUUCCGCAGCGACCAUGGGAUCAUAAAUCCCGAUGAUCCCACCACUAUGAUCGGGCGACAAGUGGCAGCGCGUACUGCCUCAGAGCGUCAGAGCAUCACUCGUCCGUUCGAACAACGACUCCAAGAUCAGACCUCUGUCAUUGCGCGGGAUCUAGCGAGCUUGGCUAGUCGGCUUGUGACGCAGGGAGUCCGCCGCCUUGAAGCUGCUCGGCAAGCAGAGUCUGAGCAGCCAAGCGUGAACGAUAGAUCAAUUUCACAGGGACAAGGGACCUUUGUGGCCCCUUCGGAGACAGAGAUGGACUGGGAACCUACCAUACCACAGUCAAGCAAUGAUCCACUCUUGACUCUAGUGCUUGAUGUUGCAGCUGUGCCCAACUCAUCCAUACAUCCUUCUCAGCCAUCGGGUCGUACGAAUAGGCGGUGGACCAGUGACCACACCGACCGAACGCUACUUAUAGAUGAGCGGGAUCAACGCCCCCCCAGCGUGCCGGAAAGACCGCCACCCCAUUUUCUGAAUGCUAGGUCGUGGCCUAGAGAAGUGACUGCAAACGCUGCAGGUGAAGCUUCGACGUCUUCGGGCUCUGCUAGACGCCGCAGGGGAUGGGGUACGUGGGCGUAAUUACUAAAUAUACUGCUCUGAAGCUCAAUUUCAGCGCGUCUCAAUGCGGAUGGAGAUGAGGUUAUUUCGGAUGACGA